This is a messenger RNA of Theobroma umbraticum, 1643 nucleotides long. RefSeq names its product abscisate beta-glucosyltransferase-like. Lineage: Eukaryota; Viridiplantae; Streptophyta; Magnoliopsida; Malvales; Malvaceae. Gene Ontology annotation, molecular function: UDP-glucosyltransferase activity. The record is from RefSeq and is a predicted model, not a curated record.
GUACACGUUUUUGGCUCCUAAUUUAGCGUUCUGAAUCAAUUUAAGUUUCGGGAGCAACUUAUAACUCUUGAAUAUGCAAGUAUAUAAACCCCCUAUACAUGCUAAAAACUGAUGAACAAAAGAAAAGAUUGAGGUAGUGUCACACGAUUUUGCAAUGGGAUAAUCCACAUUUUUUUGCCAGAGGAUAACCUACACCUCUGUCAACAGCUUUUAUAUUCAAACUCCCUUGAUCUAGCCUCCCAUCAUUGAAGUUGGAAACAUGGCUUAAAUUUCACCUUAUAGCAUUUUCUUUCAGAAAAAUAACAACAAUGGGCUUGAACUUCGAAUCUGAUAAAAAGAGCACGAAUUGAUAAGAAGAAUAUCAUGCAAGAUGACAUCCCUCUACGUAAGCUACUUCGUUAUCAUCCUGAAGGACCCCCCCAAAAGAAGUUCUUUGCUAUCCCACGGAAAUGAAACAAAGUAGUGAUAUCUCGAGGAUUGUUUUCAAUGGAAACGGUUGCUUCUUCAGUUGUGCCCGAGAAAAUAUAACCAAGUUUAAACCUCAGGAGAUGGUUGGUUCGGAUUAUGAGCCCUUUGUUAUACCGGGUCUUCCUGAUCGGAUUGAACUGACUCGGUCUCAGCUUCCAGUGCUUCGAUUUAGACAACAGCAUAUGCGAAAACCUGAGGAUAAAAGUCUUGGGGUUGUGGUUAAUAGUUUCUAUGAAUUGGAGCCAGCUUAUGCAGAAUGUUUCAAGAAAGAAUUGGGGAAUAGGGCGUGGCUUGUAGGGCCAGUAUCUUUAUACAGCAGAAAUAUUGCUGACAAAGUUGAGAGAGGUUAAAGGGCCUCAAUUGAUGAGCAAGGCGUUCUCAGCUGGCUUGAUUCUAAAGAACCCCAUUCAGUUCUUUACAUUAGCUUUGGAAGCUUAGCUCGUUUAGCUCCACAACAGCUCCUGGAGAUCGCACAUGGUCUCCAGGCUUCCAACCACACCUUUAUCUGGGUAAUUGGAAAAGUCUUCAAAGCCGAGGGGAAAGAGGAAGAAAAUGAAAAAAAUUGGUUUCCAAGUGGGUUUGAAGAAAGGAUGAAGGAAUCCAAAAACGGACUAAUAAUCCGGGGAUGGGCACCGCAGUUGUUGAUACUAGAACAUGCCUCGGUGGGAGGUUUCAUGACACGUUGCGGGUGGAAUUCUACUUUGGAAGGUGUGAGUUGUGGUGUACCAAUGAUCACAUGGCCGAUAUCAGCAGAGCAAUUUUAUAAUGAGAAACUGAUAACUGAUGUCCUGAAGAUUGGAGUCAAAGUGGGGAGCGUAGAUUGGCUUUCAUGGAACAUGGAGCCGCGGGCAGCAGUGGGAAGAGAGAAGGUGGAGGCGGCGGUGAAGAGGCUGAUGGGUGGCGGGGAAGAGGCUGUGGAGAUGAGAACUAAAGCAAGACAGAUCGGAGAAAUGGCUAAGAGAGCUGUUGAAGGUGGGUCAUCGUACAAGGACGCAGUUCCUUUGCUCAAGGAGCUUGAGGCUCGCCCAAAAACGGACCCAUGAUGUUUAUUGUUCCACUAGGUUACAAUCGGAGGAGUAAUGGGAUUGUAAUUGGAAUUUGCUCCAAAUCCAUGCCUAGUAAAUCUUAACUUAAAAAGUUUCUAAAUUAUUGAAAAAAGCUUAAAUUAAUCUUUA